Molecule: messenger RNA, 6898 nt
Organism: Phycodurus eques (leafy seadragon)
Lineage: Eukaryota; Metazoa; Chordata; Actinopteri; Syngnathiformes; Syngnathidae
Gene: ptpa
Product: protein phosphatase 2 phosphatase activator
Exons: 15
Coding region: 2816-3754 (312 amino acids)
Biological process (GO): mitotic spindle organization
Cellular component (GO): protein phosphatase type 2A complex; cytoplasm; nucleus
Molecular function (GO): peptidyl-prolyl cis-trans isomerase activity; protein tyrosine phosphatase activator activity
Source: RefSeq, a predicted model, not a curated record
CUCUUAUCCCUCAAAUGAUAGGGAGACGCAUGCUCCUUUCUCUCGCAAUGACAGGGACAAGCUGACGGGAGGAAUUCAUCAGGCUACUUGGAUAGUUCUUCAUUUUUGAAUUUUCUUCUUGAAUUGGCUUUCUCCAUGAGAUCCACCUUCUCUGUGUUCUGCGCGAGAGAAAGUGAUGUGUUUAGGGGGACUGGAGCUUCUCGCAUGGUUCACCACAGCAUCCCUCUUCACACCCGGGAUGCGGCAGGACGAUAGCACUUCAUAGUACUGAUUCAUACACAGUGGCUUCCCUCCCAGGUACUCCACAGUUCAUUCGAGGCAAAACCAACCCUGGACUUGAAUGGAUCACCACAGGCAAACGGUAGUUAAGGCCUCUCUGCAGUCUUUCUCCAACCCCUCCAGGUUUCUGGAAGUCAUCGACGAGUUCCUUCGUGUGCGUCAGCUCUUCCGCCUCCAUGAUGGGCUCCAGGGCUGUGACGUAGCGCUCAAGGGUCUGCUGUAGAGGGGGGACAGGCAGAUUGGGCAACCCCUUCUGGUGGGUCGAGUACCUCCCGGUGAUCCGGGUUGCUGAAACUGGCUUCACCAAGUGGCAGGGUUUGACCAAGCCACAGGGUUUCGCCAUCCCCACCUUUACCUGUGAGACAAAAUAAGACCGAGCAUGUAACAUUUCAGUCAUUAUUCUAAUUUGCCAUGCCGGUUUUGGUGCAUCCACCUCCCUGCCCAAAUCAUACUGAUGCAGAUGUUUCUCUUAAAUACUAAAAGCCAACAUCAAAUGUUUUUCACUGAUACGCACACAAUACUUAAGUGACCUUCACAUCUACAGAAUAAUCAUGUGCAGAGAACACUGAAGCAUUUCUUUGGCUGUCUUCAUCGCUUUUAGAACAUAUUAUCAGUGAUUGGCUUCCAGAGAGCUACUUUGCAAAUUUAGAGUUCAUUGUAAAGCGCAUCUAUAAAGACAAAACCGUUUACGCGAUGAGCGCAGCACAGCGGCUUGUGCGGGUUUUCUCUGGGUACUUUGUUUCCUUCCCUCUUUCCAACAUAUUGUCCACAGGUGUGAAUGGGAGUGUGAACGGGUGCCGCCUGUCUGUACGUGCCACCGAUAGAAAAUCGAUGCACGACUGGAUGAUGCCACAUCACUCACCUUAGACGAUCCAACUAGCAUAAUAAAAAAAGAUCUAACGUGCCUUAUUUCACAUAUAUUUUGAAGUAUGGUCGAUUAUAUAAUGGGGCACCACAUUUAGGCCCAUAUAGUGUCUUUUCUUACAGUUUCCACUUGGGGGAAACGUUAUUUUUGAAGUAUAUACUAUACGGUACAAUUGUCACCUCUAGAUGGCAUGCGGCACUUGUAUUCAAAGAAGAGUGACGACAAAACGUUUCCUAUAAUACGCGUCGACUAGAAGAAAAAGAACGUGUUCGUAUCUCCUAAGAUUAGUUUUCUAUUAAUAUCUGGCUACGCUAGCAAGUUUGACAAUUGUGACCGGAAAAUGAACAGUGAUUAUCCUGGCUGAUAAACAGUGCGAAGUGGGUAACAAGCACAACUGAAGCUUCUGUGGAUGUUAACACAGAUUUAACUCUUCUGUAUUUGGUUCAGUUUGAAAGUUGUUGAUUGUUUGUUUAUAUAUAUAUAUAUAUAUAUAUAUAUAUAUAUAUAUAUAUAUAUAUAUAUAUAUAAUUCGCUUCUCGACACGUUAUGAACGAGAAAAGCCCGGCCUUUCAUCGUUUACAUUUGUGCGCUCGCUAUGCUGGAGUCUAAAAUUGCAACAACAACAAAAACACAAACAAGCAAAUCACCUUUUACCCAGUUAACGUGCGUUUACGGGGUGUUAGGAUUUCCACAUAGUUUCUAGGAUGGACACGCCCCACCGCAACAGGAUUGGCUCCUGCGUCUGGGGAAGGCCAGGCUACGCAGAGGUAACGAGAUAACCAGCCCAAACGUGUCACAUUUGUAUGAAACUGAAACAACUAAGUUAGUUGUGGUUAGGUUUAUGGAAGGGGCUGGAGCUUAAGGUGGUUUAGGAUGGGUUAAGGUUAGGGUUAGGUUGGGUUAGGAUAAGUGACAAACAUUAACGUUGUCACACUUAAAGUCACAAGAUAGACAGUUUUCCCGUCUGGAAGCGGCAGGGCGUGUUCUACAAGGGAUACAACAGCCAGUAAUAUUGGAGGAGGGCGUGUCCUGCCUAGAAGCCCCGUGGGAAUCCUACCCCAAUUGCUGCUAGCCAACGUGCUAACAGCAAGUCUUAACAAACAUUGCUGUAAACUACUACCACCUGGCAAACACUGCAGUCGAACGCCACAUAUUCUGUUGUUUGUACCGCAAACGACAAAAGGCUUAUCACUGCAUGCUAACAAUUGCCUUGUGCCCAUUGCAACAUGUUUAGAGUCAACUGAAUAUCCAUUUCUUACCAUUCUGCUGCAAAUGCCCCACAUUCUGAAGCAUAGAAACGCCCCCCCGACCUAGUAAUGAAAAUCAGGCUCCAAGUCCAGCACAAAGAUUAGAUUCGGUCAAGUAUUGUCUUCGCGUUGCGCCCAACAGAGGACAAACGAGAAACACGCCACACGCGACUAACAGCUGCACGGGUGGAUGCCGAACCAAAUGCAGAAUACGACUAGGACGUCGCAAAUAGCUAUUAUGAUGAUCACUCAACAGAUGACUACAAUAACAAUUCAGGUCCAAAGGUUCCGGAAAUUGCACUUUCUGACUUUCUGAGCAUUUCCUGCGUAUGUUCCAAAAUGUAUACUGAGCCAACAACGAUGGCGGUAGUGAGUCACAUCCAUUGUUUUCCCGUCCUCCGCGAAGAAGACUGACAGCUUCGACAUGGCCGAAUCGGAGCAGCGAUCAGGAGCCCUCCCUGAGGAUGAAGCCCUUGAGGUUACAACAACUUUCACGGUGCCCAAGAAAGAAAUUGCCAUGGUGCCCGACAUGGGCAAGUGGAAGCGGUCUAAGGCUUACGCUGACUACAUGGGAUUCAUCCUGACUCUUAAUGAAAGUGUGAAGGGAAAGAAGCUAACGUGUGUCUAUAAAGUCUCUGAGACAGUGGAGAAGUUACUCGAUCUUUUGGGGACACUGGACCGGUGGAUAAAUGAGACCCCUCCUGUUGACCAGCCAUCUCGCUUUGGUAAUAAAGCCUUCAGAACCUGGUUUGCUCAAUUAGACCAGGAAGCAGAAGCCUUGGUGUCUGCAGUGCUGCCUGCUGACAAACAAGCCGCAGCUCCGGAGAUAGCCGUCUACCUGAAAGAGUCUGUGGGGAACUCCACCAGGAUAGACUAUGGAACAGGUCAUGAAGCUGCUUUUGCUGCAUUCCUCUGCUGUCUCUGUAAGGUUGGAGCUCUUAAAGUGGACGAUCAGAUGGCAAUUGUUUUCAGGGUUUUUAACAAAUAUCUCUCAGUAAUGCGGAAGCUUCAGAGGACAUACAGAAUGGAACCAGCUGGAAGCCAAGGCGUAUGGGGUCUCGAUGACUUCCAGUUUUUACCUUUCAUAUGGGGUAGCUCACAAUUCGUUGGCCUGUCUUCCAUAGAUCACCCAACGCUAGAACCUCGCCACUUUGUUGAUGAGAGGGUGGUAAACGAACAUCAGCAUGACUACAUGUUUCUGGAGUGCAUCAAGUUCAUAAAUGAGAUGAAGACCGGUCCAUUUGCCGAGCACUCCAACCAGCUGUGGAACAUCAGCGCUGUUCCUUCCUGGUCCAAAGUCAACCAGGGUCUGAUUCGAAUGUACAAGGCUGAGAGCAGCCUGCAAGUCUUCCCAAAGAGCUGAGGGGCCAAGCUGUCUGCCUCCCCCUCCCCCUUCUCUUUCUACACUGCCAUUCCCUUCAUUAAAUCCACCCCUCCCUCUCUCCCAACCUUCCUCCAAGCCUGGAGCAACCAUCAGCAGACUCGCAUUCCUCACUCCCUUUUGCUGGCCCCACACAAGGUUUCAGGCAGAGUUCUACUCGGCCUGGGGAAAGCAGGAUCCGGCGCUUAUUCUGUCUGAAAGGGGCUAAUGUUUCCAAAGGCGUGAAAUGACACCUUUGGAUGAAGAUAGUGUCAAGCUUUUGGAGAAAUUUGUGAGCGCUGAUCAUCCCAAAAGGCCCUACCUAGCGUGUGAAGUUGUGCCGCUUUUACCCAGUUGAAUGCAUCUUUGUGGAUCCAGAAAACAAAACAUUCUCGACAGAGUCCAACCGUAAUAAAAGUCAAAAGUUCAUGAUCUUGUCAUGCAGUACAUCAUUGUAAAAAUUGAUUACCAGGAAAACUAUUUGUAUCAGAAUGCUUGAAUUAAAACGCUGUGCGAUCACACUGUCAUCAUCUGGAAUAGAUUUGUGUUUUCUAAUAGAAUAGAAUAGAUGAGAUAAAAUAUUUUGCCCAUUAUAGUCAGUUAAAUACUGUGUUGCGUGUUUUUGUUUGCACAUUAAUGUUUAUGUCCCAUAAACAUUAAUGUUUAUGGGACAAUAAUGUCCCAUAUUUUGUUGUAAUUGGUCUUUUAAAACGUUUUUCCCUUAUGUUUUUGAGAUUGUGGGGUGAAAGCUGCAAGUGGCUGCGAGUGUGGACUGAAUCGGUGGCAACAAUGAGAAAAAGAAAUGCCAGUAUUUUGAGGGUAAUGGCCCGUCGGCAACAUGGGGGGGGACUGGGCUAUGGACAAGUUCAUUUUUUGCAAUGGUGAAAACUUUGAAUUAUGAACUGAACUGAACAUUUUCGGAGCAGCGAACUGAACUUUGAAGUCGUUCGGGUAGAAAAUGAACUUUCCCAACACCGGUUUUGGGUUCGUUUGAUAGCGUACAAAAGAUGAGGCAGAAAACCGCCGUCCGCACGACUGCUGGGGUUCCACAAACAUGCUUAGCAUUCUUCAGACCAGUUGCACAGCACCUAUUUGUUCAUACAGGAACCAAAUAAAAGGAGACUACACGUUACUUAGCAUUACGUGAGGGAGUUGAUUGACCAAAGCGGAGCUAUAUCAAAUAUGUCCAUCUAUUAGCAGGCGUGCUCAUCGAGCAGCAACCGACACAAAGAGGCUGCUCGAUGACGUCGCUUACGGGCGACACACAAACGACUACAACUGCAUUGCCCAAAUGACCGCGACACCAAAGUCAGUAUUCUUUGGUUGAAGCGAAGUUAGGCCAGCUCAUUUGACUUUACUGCUCUGUGUGAGAUCGAUUCAUUGACCAUUUAAGAGCUUUAAGGGGAUUUGUUUUUAUAUUUUGAAGGUUUGAGUUGAAGACGGGUCAUUUGCUUUGCAUCAUUAUUUUGUGCUGCACCACCAAUAUAAAAAGAGUUUGUUUUGUUGGUUUGAACCACUGCUACUGGUAGCCAUAUGAAAAGGUAUCAUGUUGGAAUACCUUUUAACCAAAUUUAAAAAAAAAAAAAAAAAAAAAAAAAAAGAAGAAGAAGAAACUCGAGCCAAUUGGGUUGUGCUCUCAUUUGUUCUCAAUGCAUUGCUGAGGUAUUGGAUCAGAACUCCGUCUCGGCAGUUACUCAAAAGUAAGUGACUUGGACUCCGACUCGGGUGCAAACAAAAGAUAUCGGGAUGUCUUUCGUACCUUUACGUGAUGAUAAGAGUAAAGACUUUUUUUUUUUUCUUCAAAAACAAUUACGUGUACUCGUAUAGUAUGAACGUCACUCCGGUCGUUGGCAAUAUGAUUUCGUAAAGAAACACCAAUCACGUGUUCGACAAGGGCUCAUCCAAAAUGAAGUAUCUCCAAUGGCCGCAGUUGUGGUGUCAUAAAUAUACACUCUACUGGUUUUGUCUGAAAGUGUUGUAAAACUAAGGCCCCGUUCGCACAGUACAAACUGUGUUGUUUCGAUUCAAUGUUCUUUGACAACUAUGAAUGCUAACUUUGAAAAAACAUGUCUCAAAAUGUUUGAAAACACCGCCGUUAUUGUUCCGUCGUGAACACUGAAAGCGACAAAGAUGAAAACUUGAAAAUGGAGGCCAUGCCUAGAACGUCACGUUCAUUCAUGAAGGCUGGAACACAGAGCUGGUCUGUGUGUGCCACUGAAAAAUAAUGAGCUAUGUCGUGCUUCUUUACUGUGACCAGCGGAGACAAAUUCUCUAUACGCCGAGAGUAAAGUAUUGAAAAUGCACUUUUGAAUAAAGGCCUCUAUAUUACUCCCGCCGCUCGCGCGUCCGACAACGCCGCAUUGCAUCGCGUGACCGACGAAUUGCCCCCGCGCAGCACCUCUGCGUAGCUUGCCGCGCACUCGACAUAAAUAGUUGCUGCGUGUCGAACGUCGUGGAAAUCAUCUCUCGCGAUGGGUCCGUUUUAGUCACAGGCUGCGAUGACGCACUCAGCGUGCCCCUUGGUUCGACAUACCGUCUACGCCGCCGCCUUCUCGGUCGAUUUUGCAGCGUAAUUAAAACGUAUCAUCUGGUCGUCUUAGGUCCAUUUGUUCUAGCAGACACUGUUCCACGAUCGCCAUUUUUGUAGCUUUGUUCCUUGGUACCGAAAGGAAAGUAAAAACGGCUACCGGAAAUGGCCCAAAAAAAUGCAGAGGAAACCCCACCCUGUGGCGUCCUAGCCACUACCAGCCGUAGCGACACCCCCGGCUUGGAGGUGAACUGCAGAGCAUUUUCAAAACUGCGCGUGUGGGUUGCGCUCGAGUAUAAAGGCAAACCACGUGCGGGUCCGCCGCAGUGACGUCAGCGCAGCCGCCGUCCGUAUAAAGAAGCCUUAAGACUUGGAGGAUAAGCACUUGGUGCAUGCAUACUUGCUUCAGGCACGGUAUGCAAAUGACAGCGUCUUGUGUUUUGGACAUUGCGUGUAAAUGGAGUGUUUUGAUAAUGGCUGUAAACAGCUGUACGAGGAACUUUUCAAGCAUGCAAAGAAACUAUUUUGAUCAUACUGGGUCGGUCGACGGAACUGAAAACUCUCAAUUAGAGACCGUUUUUCACCCCCGUUUUUAGUCUGUUAUCCCGUGAAAAAAUGGC